AGGGCCAACCGCCACUCGUUUCCGUAGCGACCGGCGCCGGGAAUUUGAAAAUUGGUGACCGUUGAGGCGGCUCUCGCGAGACCUGCACUGAGUAGGCGGGGCUCGAUUUAAAUGGCGGCGCUUUCCGUAUAUUCUCAGGAGUUUUGGGUUUUCGCUGCUUUGACUUGAGUCUUGAUCGAUAGUUGAUCAUCGGUGUAGACCUCACCCGCUCUCCGGUCAUGGAAUUACCUGGCAGACCCACGUCGGCAAGACUUAAUUCGAGGAAGUCCUCUUUAGCUGCACCCAAACGUCGUGCUUCAAUGUGUGUUUCCACUAGGACCUCAAGUAAUGCGGUAGCUUCCCCAACUACUAGCAAUACUAGUGAAGCAGCAUCACAACGCAGACGUUCACUCCUGACCAGAAAAAGUCCAGCGCAAGGUUGCUCAAAAAUGCCGCUGCCUGAAUUAGGAAAACAGACGAUUGGCAACUUGAAAGCUUUUGAAAAGCAAUUGCCAAGCGCACCAAGUGUCUCCCCUGUCAAAAAGGGCCGAUUCAGCACGGGCUCCUUUACUGUAAAUCCAACUCAAAAGUUGCAUAAAAAAGCAGAUACCAAAUUCAAAGCAGCCGCAGUCUCAAAAGAAAAUUCUUUGAAUGCAACUUAUUGCCUGCCAAGUUCUGAAGAUGCAUCUAUGAGGCAGAUUCCUCAGAAAGAAGAUUUGGAUAUGAUGAUGGUACAUCAAAAUUUGCCCAACAUUGGUAUUUCUAAAGGUAGACCUGAACAGGAGCAAACAGAAUCAAACCUUUGCCCUCUUCCGUUUAUGGAAUCAAGUAACUUAUCACCUUUAUUUACCAGUUUCAUUGCAGAAGAAUGUCUACAUAUAGCUGCUAACUUAAAUGACAAAAGUGAGAUCUGUCCCUGGUUUACAGUUGGUACAGUAAAUCCAAUUCCAGUGACUAGUGUUUCCAUGAUAAAUGAGGAACCUGUACCAUUAGAUAGUUCUGUCUACUCCUGCUGUUCAAACACCUCUCCAGCAAAAUCGCCACUUCUCUGUAUCUCCAAAUUUAAAGAAAAUAUCUUGGAUAUGAGUAGUCAACAAAAGCUUGCAGAAGCAGAAAUCAAAACUGGAGACUUGCCUGUUGGUACUAGAAUGAAUAAUGACUAUAUUGAGACUGGAGCUCUGCCUUUGUCCCCUUUGGGAAAUUUGAUACAAUUCAAUGAAACUGUAACAGAAGGUUACUUAAAUGAUGAGAAAGGUAAUGCACUAAAGCAUGAGGUUUAUUCCAGCAAUGUCCUGAGCAAGUCCCCUCCAUCCACUGUAGAGUAUAUCCAGUUAAAUGUACCUGAAGUGUUGAGUGAUGCAUCAACCACAUGUUUAGGUGCAAAGAAUGAUGCCUCUUCGACUUUUAUGCCAACCAAGAUCCAGUCUAACUCCAAUUUGUCUCUUUCGAAGGUAGAUUUGUUAUUGAGUGAAAGAAGUAUGUCAGGUGAUGAAAAACAAAUUUUGCCAAAGCACAGAAGUAGUUUUGAAAAUGAAUUUGAGCCACCUGAUUUGUUAGGUUGCACACCAUCUCUUGCUUUGUCAACAGAUUUAAUCCAGUUGAAUGAUACAAUAACAGUGAGAGAUAAUAAAAAUGUAACAUUUGAUUUAUCAAAGCAUGAAAGCAGUUUUGGAAAAGGUCUCCAGACUUCUCCCUUAUCUAACUUUAAGCAGUCCGUGUCUCCUCAAGAUUUGGAGAAAUUAAAUGUAACUAUGAAUGUGGAUGACUUCAAAAAUACAACUUUCGAUACCUCAAAAUAUAAAGAUUUGGGAAAUGACUUCAAUUGCAAGCUGCCUGUAUCUACGAGGGAAGGGAUUCAAUUAAAUGCCACCAUGACUCUGGAUGACCAUAAAAAUGCAACAUUUGAUGCAUCAAAACAUGAAGGCUGUCUUGCAAAUGAUACUUUGUCUAAUUGUGAGCUGUCUCUAUCAACAACCAACCAAGAUCAAUUAUCCCAUUCAACUAUCAGCCACAAGGAUACAACAUUUGAUGCACCAAAACGUGAAGGCAGUUUGGCAAAUAACCCAAACAAAACAACCAACUUGGCCGAUUGCAAGCUGUCUCUAUCGUCGGACUCUAAUGAAGUCAGACUGACUCCCAAGAAUCUUAAGCUUGUGAGAAAAGAUGAUGCUCUGGCUUCCAGGUCAGAGUUGGAGCAAGUAGAGACGAGUGGCAAAAAUAAUUACUCCAAUUUGUCUCUGAACUUCAAGAAGGACAGUGUUUCUACAAGUACAGAGACAAGAUCGAGUGAAGUAAACCAAGGUGAAGAUGUCUGCAUUUCUGCAGAAUUGUGUGAAGGUGUUUGUGCAGUCGAAAGAAGUCUCCCUUUCAUAGACAUCUCCCAGAAAAAGGAACAAAGUAUCUGUGAGCAUGCAGAUUCAUUUCAUGAUCUAGUGAGUUCGGAAUGGGCUCCAAACUGCAUUUCUACUCCAUGCCUUGCUGGGAAACAGAAUUUUCCAGAAUACCUACAACUUGACCAUUCUUUCCUGGCCUCAUCUUCCACCCUUCAGGAUGAUGUACGUGGAGUCGGCAAGUGCUCAAAUGAACAAGACAGGACCAAAGAUGCUGCCAGAACCUCUGGCACUGAUGUUCCUGGAACUAAAUUCUGUGGUAGAAAACCAUCUAAUGCAUCCAGCCAGCAAUUGCAGCAAACCAAAAUGGGAAAUGAAAAUUCCUUAAAGCAUGUUUCUUAUCUCCCGGCAGCCAGAAAGAAAAAUAUUAGUGAAGCAUCAGUGUCUGAAGUCUGCAAAUCUGGAGCUCAAAAAGAUAUUGUACCACCUUUAGCUCAGAUGUGUAAAAUAGGCUCUUCUGCGGAAAGAGGAAAGCCUUCAAUUCAACCGCCUGGCUUUUCCAAGUUGUGCCUUCCGAAACCUCGUCCGCUUUCAGGAAGACUGAGCCGUGCAGUAGCAACUGGACAAAUUUCAGGAAAUAACAAGCUUCCAUCAUACCACAUCGGAGUCUCAACCAAAAUGUCUCCUAAAAUCAAAUCUACUCAACUUUUAAGUAAAGCUAUCUCAAAGAUACCUGGAGUGAAGAGAACAUCUUCCGUGGUAUCAUCAAAAUUAACUGUGCAGGAAACAAAAGCAGAGUUGAAAUCAGAACUUUUCAACAUAGGUAUGGCUGGCCCUCAUGUCAACAGAAAAGCAAACAAGCCUUUAGUUUUGGACUCCCAAAAUGUUGUGACUGGCAUAAAACGCACAAACAGUGCAGUAGAACAGAAGCGAGGUCUAUAUCCAUCCCCGAAGAGAUCAAAGACAGCGGGAGAGGUGACUACCAAAUAUACAAAACCAAAACCAUUACUGGGCAACUGUAAGCAGAAGAUAGCAAUGAAGGCAAGAGAGAGUCUAACAUCAGAAUCAAAAGUCAAAAUGGUUAAAACUGCUGUAGAGGAGUCAAUGUUUAAAUCCAAGCAGGAACUUGAAGUGGUCAAGCUUCAGAGAAAAAACAAAGAGCUGGAAGAGAAAAUUGCAAUUUUGGAGCUACAGAAUGCUGCCCUUCGGCAGGGGAAAGAGAAUCUUGCCCCCGUCCCAGAAGAAAGACCUGGUAUCUAGUGCCUAUUGUCCAAUUACCUCCCCUUUCAAAUGUGUUUUAAAAGGACCUUGUUGUAAAUCUAACCACCAUUUAAAUUAUGUGGAAUGACCUUUUAAUCUAUAAUUACUUGUCUCCGGUCAAAUUAAUCAAAUGCAUAACCGGGCAAAUGUGCUAGUUUAUCAGCAAAUUCUUGAAUUUUUGUAAUCAUGUUAAUUGUAACCCUAAGGGUUGCGUAUUUUGAAACUUGAGUAUUAACUUUUGAAAACCAAGCUGCUUCAAUAUUUAAUCUGUGGUCUCCCUGUAUAACCUGCUUGCUUGCUGUUUUUCUGUUUGUAUGUGUAUACAUUGUAUUUUUGUAAAUGUUCUAAACAAAUAAAAUUUAUCAAGGA
This is a messenger RNA of Rhincodon typus (whale shark), 3938 nucleotides long. RefSeq lists its product as uncharacterized. Lineage: Eukaryota; Metazoa; Chordata; Chondrichthyes; Orectolobiformes; Rhincodontidae. The transcript is spliced from 7 exons. The record is from RefSeq and is a predicted model, not a curated record. The coding region runs from base 219 to 3569 and encodes 1116 amino acids.